AUGAUUAGGGAGAUUAUCCCUCAAUUUCCGGAACCCCAUCAAGCGUCCUGGCGUGGACAAGCUGAAUCGUGGCGUCUGCCCUUCUGGGACUGGGUAUGGAAUGGCCGUAUCCCUGACUUGGCAAAAAACCCUACCAUCACUGUUCCUAGGCCCGAGGGUGGAUCUGUUCGAAUCCACAAUCCUCUGUUCCAGUUUCGGAUGCCUACAGGCAAGCCGAUGCGAAGUGAGGGCGUCGGUACUGAGAACACAAGGGGAAAAGACACAGAACAGGAAGAGUACAAGAAUUUUGGCAAUGCAAUCGGAACCAGCCGUUGGCCGGACGAAGAGGACCAGAAUCCAACCAGUGAGGGCUGGCGGCACGGUGUGGUUAAUAACCGCGAAGUAGCAGAUGCCUUCAACUCUCACGCAGGAUAA
Penicillium robsamsonii is the source of this 414-nucleotide messenger RNA. Its product is annotated as Concanavalin A-like lectin/glucanases superfamily. The transcript is spliced from 2 exons. NCBI's taxonomy places the organism in Eukaryota, Fungi, Ascomycota, Eurotiomycetes, Eurotiales, Aspergillaceae. The coding region runs from base 1 to 414 and encodes 137 amino acids. Gene Ontology annotation, molecular function: oxidoreductase activity. The record is from RefSeq and is a predicted model, not a curated record.